This is a messenger RNA of Chaetura pelagica (chimney swift), 948 nucleotides long. It is a transcript of the gene ZNF414, whose product is annotated as zinc finger protein 414. The transcript is spliced from 6 exons. Bases 1 to 948 code for a protein of 315 amino acids. The record is from RefSeq and is a predicted model, not a curated record. NCBI's taxonomy places the organism in Eukaryota, Metazoa, Chordata, Aves, Apodiformes, Apodidae.
AUGAAGACAGAGAAGGAUGAGGCUGUGCCCACCUUCCCCCUGGGGGGUAAAUAUACCAGAGAGGGGGCAGGUGAGUCCCUUGUGCCUUGGGGAGAGGCUGGUUGCAGCGAGGUGGCUCUGCCCAUGCUGAAGGCUGCAGGGACCCCAGCCCAGGAGCUGCGCCUGCUGAAGCGCAGACCUGUCCCAGGGAAGCAUUACCAGUGCUCAAGCUACGGCUGCAAACUGGCCUUUCCCAGCAUGCAGGAGCUGAUGGACCACCUGAAGGUUCACUACAGACCCACGCAGUCCCUCGAGGGCAAAACCUUCCAGUGCCCCACGCUGGGCUGCACAGAGACCUUCCCCAGCAUGCAGGACCUCAUGGCCCACAUGAAGGUGCACUACAAGCCAAACCGCUACUUCAAAUGUGAGAACUGCCUGCUGCGCUUCCGGACACACCGCUCUCUCUUCAAACACCUUCACGUCUGCUCUGACAGCACCACCAACCCCCCUCACCCUCCCCGAGCUGACAGACCCUCUUUACCUGCUACCUCCUCCUCCACCCUGGAAAAAGAAACCCCGGUCAAACCACCUGAAGGGCUUCCCAAGCUUCCUAACAUGAUCCGACCCCAGGAGACCGAAGCCGCCCUGCCCGACCUGCCGGGCUCCCUGCUCUCCCCCACCUCCCACCCCUUCCCGCUGCUGGAACCCAACCUUUUCGGCCCACCAUCCUUGAGUCGGUUCUCAGGACCACCCCCUUCCUCAGUGCCGGGCUCUUUCCUCUCCUACGUGCCCCCCACGGCCCUGGGGCUGGCCCAGCCCCCUGCCCAGCAUCGCCCCCGGCCCUGCCUGCCCGGCCCUCCCGGCUCCAACGCCGUCUGGAAGAAAAGCCAAGAUUUCGGGGUGGGCCUCAGCUCCUUCCACACCAAACUGCCCCCGGAGAUGGAGAAUUCCCUCUACUCCCAGCUCUGA